GCUACCGUCAAGGAAUACUGUGCAUUCCCCCGGUAGCUGGGAACCUCAUAACUAAUACAAGUUAACUUACGAAGCUAAAACGUGCUGUCAGCUGAGUUUUUGGUCAAGCACAAGCCAGCUCGGGGAGUUUUUUAUUUUCUUUUGGGCAGUGUGAAGAAUAUAUUUAAAACAAAGUAGCUACUCUCACGAGGUUGUUAUAUGACUAUCUUCAAGGCCAAAACCCGAUAAUGUCCUUGCAUAGCCGGUCAAAGUCCAUCGAUGCCACGCAAUCAGACAAAUACCCUGCCGCCUUAGCUGACCUUCCAGGACUACCGGAAAAGAAGCCGACGGGAGCGGUUUCCUCUACGUUAGAUGCAAAGACAAGAGGUGGAGCAUGGGGCAGACGCGAGAACAAUGACAACGAAUUUCGAUAUCAUGGAAAACUAGAGGAAAGACUAUGGCCCACAGAAGAUCCGCCGACGUUGGUUACCGCAUCUGCUUUGCGAGGUGCUUGUGAUGAUGAAAAUGGCGGCGAUGUUAUGGGGAUGGACGGUGGGACAUUUGUCAAGAGUUCAGUUUUGACGAAGACGGAGGAUUUGGAUAUUGGUCUUCCCAUUUUCGAGCCCAGCUUCAAAAUCGAGAGACAUUUGUCAAAAGUUUCAACGCAGCAUACGCUCAUCAAAGACGAUCCGAUUCUCGAAGAUGCCCCAAGUACUUCCUUGAACUCGAGGAGGAGUGCCACCCCACCACCGCCUGUUCCAGGCAGCGCAACGAAGCCGUCAAGACCAGUGACAGUCAUUGGGAUGGGGCCAGCACUUUCUCUAAGCCAUAUAAACUCGCCCUUGGCUUCCUUGGAUCGCAGUAAAUCCAUGUCGUCGGCAUCUACGGUUACCAAGAGCGAUGAAUUGCCCACAUUCUCCAACCUGCAGGAGCUUUCACAGCGGAUAAAAGAGCGAUUUGGACCAGAGAUUGGAAGUACCCUUUCGUUGGGCAACUUUGCAUUCAGCUCGUACCCAGAGAGUGCUCGAAGUACGCUCAAUUUUGGUCCUCCGGGAAGCGGUGCCCGAUUGUCAUCCCAACAAUCAUAUAGCCCUCGUUCGUCGUCCGGUGCACAUACUCGACAAGCAUCUCAUGCCAGCGAUUCGCUACGCCAAGGUCCAUCUCUCGGGCCGCUUCGAAUCGAUACAAAAGGAGUUGACGCUGAUAGUCCUAAUGAUAAUGUCACAACCGCCCUCACUACCGAACUUCCAACUUUUAAUUUCUCUCCUCUCGCUCUACAAUUUCCCACCUUGGAGGAUCCGAAUGCCGCUCCCCCACAGGCACAACCUUUAUACGACGCAAAGAUGGCUGCACCAUUACGGACAGAUGGCUCUGUACCUGUUUUUAUGUACUUGGAGGACGAUACCUGCAACAUGUUCACCGUAUCUCCAAACACUACCGUCAACGAAGUACGAAUGGAGGCUUUGAACAAGAUGGGAGUUGUGGAGGUUUUAGAGAGUUUUAGGGUAUUUCUAAUGGACGUUGGAAUGAAUGGCACCCCCAUCGAAACUCGCAUAGAUCCAAAUACACCCAUAGAUCACAUACAUGCCCCACCGCCCUCCACAAUUAAACUCCGUCUGCGCCGAAAAUCAGAAAUCAAGUGGUCAAUACCUGUGCAAAUAGAGGAAAAAAAGUCAAAGACUCGGUGGAUUGUAGUAGGAUCGGAAACCAAAGUUGAGGAUGUUGUCAAGAUCUUGGUGGCUGUUGAGGGGUUGGAAGAGGAGAUUGGGUGGGGUUUGUGGGUCAAUGAUGAAACAGAAUCGAGAUUCCUGGAGCCAGCAGAGAAGCCUUUUGAACCGUGGAAUCGAACUUCCAAGUACUCGUUCCGCAAAGUGGUUCACAAGCGCACAGCCAAGCUGGCGGGUAUCCUCGGUCUACCAUCCAGUACUGACCUAGAUGCUCUCGUAGUCAAAGAAGCGAGGGAAGCCGAAGACCUCAAGCGACGUAAUGACGCGUUGAGAUCACAAAAGCUGGCAUAUGUUCUCGGCAUUGAGAACCGGAAGAGUGUGAAUUCACCUCAGAGGCGGCCGUCAAAGGCCUUGAGGAAGAGUGGAGAUAGUUAUAGCGAAGAGGGGCUUCUGAAGGGAAGCAGUAGCAAGAGUUUGAUCAACCUCAACCAGCCAGAGGAUCCUAAUGUGUCAACAGGUGAUGCAGGACCCGCUAACGUUGUCCAAAGCCGUCGCCGCUCAGCUUCCGCAUCGGUCAGCUCUCUCUUUGAUCCACCGGUAGUUGUCCAUCAAAAGCCAUCACGCCCAAUGUCAGCAACGGUGAGCAAAAAGAGCAGCGCUGCCUUGUUCAAUCUGCGAUCGAGACAUUCAGUAGCCGGCGAGUUGAUGAAUGCUGCAUCAGGAGGGACAGUUGCGUCGCAGGAACCAGCCAAACGAACAGAAAAGCUUGCAGACUUUUUUGGUAUCGCAAAACAGAAAGAGAUGGAUGAGAUUCAAAGUAUGAUCGCCAAACGUUCGUCAAAAGGGGAUAGACCGCUAUCGAUUGGUCCACCACCACCCCUCCCCAACGCCGCAUCUCAGUUCAUUGUUCGUGUUCACUUUGGCAAUCUUACCUACAGUAACCUCCGUCUUCCAAUGCCUGCCUCUGUAGCAGAGGCAAAGUUAGCCUUAAUGAAUAAGUUGAUGAUUAAAGAUACAGGAGAACAGUAUGGCCUGUUUCUAUGUGCGCCGCAUUCUGGAAAUGAACGGGAGCUGCACGGUGAUGAGAAGAUGUACGAUAUAAUGCUAAAGUGGACAGAUAAUGAAUUCUUCUUGUUCAAGAGAAAGGCAACUAAAAACUUGUUGAGGCAUAAGCCGAUAUCCCAUAACGAACUCCGUAGCUUCGAGAGUACAUACACUUUGGAAGAGCAACAAGCACCCUCCGCGAAACGUGUUGCAAAACUCGCAGGAUUUUUUGGCGUCAAUGCCGAGGAAGAAAGUUCACCAGAAUACGGCGAGCUCUUCAAAGUUUUCAAGGCGCUCUCCUCGUCAACUACAGCACCCGUCUCGACGAUUCCCCGGACUACAUCUUUUUCCUCUUCUUCCUCUUCGUUCAGUAGAGCCAUGAACCGUCCGAUUCAGAUUCCGACCACACUAUACAAAGAGGGUUGGUUACAUAUUCACAACGCAACCAAAAAAGCAUGGACGUCACAUUGGGUCAAUCUCGAUAACCGUACCUUGAUUCUUCGCCCAAGCACAAAAAACGAGGCAGUCAUCUCAUCGUUUGCUACUGAGCGGGGCACAAUUAUCAUUCAAUUGGACGGAUGUGCUGUGGAGAGAGUAGAAUCCGGAAUGUACAAGCGCCCAUUUGUAUUUGUGGUUUUACAAAAGAAUGGGGAGAAGGUUGUCAUGGCUGCCGGGUCUGAGGGUGAAUAUGCGGACUGGGUUAAUUGCUUAAAAGUGGGUGCACACGUGGGUGGUGGGAAAGAAGUCGAAACGAAGAGUCCAAGUGAGGCACCUUCGCCAAGUCCGGUAGCGUCCGAGCUUGCAAGAGCGGAACCGGCUUUGGUGAAAGAUAACAGUGAGAUUCCGGAAGUGGGAGGAAAGGAGAAGGAAGUUAAAAUGACGAUGGCGGACUUUGAGAUACAUAAAGUUAUUGGAAGAGGAAAGUUUGCAAAGGUCCUGCUCUGCAGUCGAAAAUCAACCCAAAAGGUCUACGCCAUCAAAGUCCUCACAAAACCGCAAGCGUCUAUAGACACAGAUGUUCCUUCUUCUCCAACGUCCACCGAUCCACGAACAGAAAGCCGUAUCUUGCGCUCAAUUCACCACCCCUUCAUCGUUGGUCUUCACUACGCAUUCCAAUCACCCGAGCGUCUUUAUCUGGUAAUGGAGUAUGUGAACGGUGGGGAGUUGUACUUUCACGUUAGUCACUUUGGCCGAUUUUCGGAGGAGAGAGUUCGGUUUUAUGCUGCAGAGUUGUUAUUGGGUUUGGAAUGUCUUCAUGGGAAAGGUAUUAUUUAUCGAGAUCUGAAACUAGAAAAUAUCCUAUUAACGAGGGACGGGCAUGUCAAAAUCACGGAUUUCGGACUCAGUAAGCAUGAAAACGAGAAUGACAUCCCAGAAGAUGAAGACUCUGAUACAAUCUCUGUGGUUGGAACGUUGGAAUAUCUGGCUCCAGAAGUGUUGCAAGGACAUCCGCACACCGCAGCAGCCGACUAUUGGGCUUACGGUGUGGUGGUAUUUGAAAUGCUUUGCGGUUUCCAUCCCUUUUACUCUGAAGACCGCGAAGAGAUCCGGUUAAACAUCCUCGACGCGCCCAUCGAAUUCCCGUCGCACGUAUCACCUCUGGCACAAGAUUUCAUUCACAGAAUCCUAGACCGAAACCCUGCGAAAAGAUUGGUGCGAAAGAUGGUACAGCAGCAUGCAUUCUUCAAGGGUGUAGACUGGAUCAAGCUGUUUAAUAAGGAGGUAGAAGUACCUUUCAGACCAGAACUGAGAGACGACUACGACGUCAGCUUCUUUGAUGAGCAAUUCACAGAAGAGCCACCGUCUCUCACUCCGUCUGGAUCUUUGGACCGUGGGUUGAAUGACGUAGAUGGGUUCUCUUUUAGAGGAAGAGAUUCCGUAGCAUCGAAUGCAAGCGUAUGGCAUGGUUAGACUUUGGACAUAGUUUAUUUACUGUAUUAUUGUUAUUGUUUCUGAAUUAGUGCGCGAUGAUGGGUAAGAUCUGAGUUUCCACCGAGGAACUUUGCGAUGGGGUUUUGUUUAUAAUCUUUCAAAAUGGAUGACGUAUGCAGGA
Spizellomyces punctatus DAOM BR117 is the source of this 4743-nucleotide messenger RNA. Its product is annotated as AGC protein kinase. The record is from RefSeq and is a predicted model, not a curated record. Gene Ontology annotation, molecular function: protein serine/threonine kinase activity; ATP binding. Bases 228 to 4601 code for a protein of 1457 amino acids. NCBI's taxonomy places the organism in Eukaryota, Fungi, Chytridiomycota, Chytridiomycetes, Spizellomycetales, Spizellomycetaceae. Gene Ontology annotation, biological process: protein phosphorylation; signal transduction. The transcript has 13 exons.